This is a messenger RNA of Salmo salar (Atlantic salmon), 1355 nucleotides long. NCBI's taxonomy places the organism in Eukaryota, Metazoa, Chordata, Actinopteri, Salmoniformes, Salmonidae. The record is from RefSeq and is a predicted model, not a curated record.
GGAAAGUGAUGGGGAAAUUCUGCCGUGGAACUUUGGUUUUAAGGCGUGGGUAGGAAAGCCCAUUUCACUCUCUACCUGCACCAGGAAUAUAUAUAUAGCUCUGGUGAUGAGUAGGACCUCACACAGCCACUGAAGCUCUCUUUCUGAAGACAAGACAGCAGCUCAUCACAUCACUAACUACAGCACCACAGAAGAAGAGAUGGCCCAGAUCAGAGCCCCUGUUAUUGUGCUGCUCGUGCUCCUGGCUGUGGGGCUGUUCACUAUGGAGGCUUCUGCAGCUAAACAAGCACGUCGUAGAAAAGGCUGCUGUCAAAGCUAUACUGGUGGGGAAAUACCUUUUGGAGUUAUCGUAGGCUAUACCCUACAGACCCCGAUUGAAAUCUGCAGAAUACCUGCCAUCAUUUUCCACACUAAAAAGGGGAAAGAUUUGUGUGCAGACCCUUCCCAGAGCUGGGUGAUCCAACAUGUCAACCGACUGGGGGACAGGGCGGUUCACAUCAGGAAAUCCCAGUCCUAAUCCGAUGAUGGGUACUCUGCAUACAGAGGAGCAGAACAUGUGUAUUUAACAGUCAGGAACGGAAAAUGAAUAAAUUAUUUUAUAAUGAAACCUAUUUUUUAUAUGUGCAAUAAGGUUACGAUCUCGUUAAAAGAGUAUCAGGAAACUAAAUAUUUAUACUUUUAUUCAUGAAAACAUUUGUUACUUUUUGUCACUGUUACAAUUUAUAACUAUAAUAAAUGUAUUAUAUUUUACUAUAACCUGUUUGUAUAUGAAAUAGGCUUUGUGAUUGCAGAGUUUAAUGGUUUGAUCUCGUUUUAUGGGCAUCAGAAAGUGCACACGUUGUAAGACUUUUAUUCAUAAAAGUAUUGUAUAUGAUCAUAUCAUUGAUCACAUCUGUUGCUUUUAACUGUUACUUUAGUAUUUUAUGUCUAUAAUAAAUAUAUUUUCUAAAGAAUUCUCACUUGUUUUGUGUGUUCAUCUUGUGUGGUAUGAGUGGUGAAUGGAAGAUGAACCUAGGACAGCACAAUGACAGAUACUAACUGAUGAAGCAGACUGUCACGACUUCCACCGAAGUCGGCCCCUCUCCUUGUUCGGGCGGCGUUCGGCGGUCGACGUCACCGGCUUACUAGUUGCCCCCGAUCUAUGUUUCCCUGUUCAUUUGCUUUUGUCUUUAUUAUUCACACCUGUUUAUGAUUCCCUGAUUAUGUUCAUUAUUUAACCAUCUGGCUUUCCUGUUUGUCUUGUCCGUGAUUGUUUCCUGUUUUGUGAUUGUUGGAGGUGUUUUCUCCUAACCCUGUAUUUGGAUGUGGAAGAAGUUUGAGUAUGAUUUUAGUAAACACGUUAUUGUUUACACUCA